Melitaea cinxia (Glanville fritillary) is the source of this 1947-nucleotide messenger RNA. RefSeq names its product probable serine hydrolase (gene kraken). The record is from RefSeq and is a predicted model, not a curated record. The coding region runs from base 1 to 960 and encodes 319 amino acids. NCBI's taxonomy places the organism in Eukaryota, Metazoa, Arthropoda, Insecta, Lepidoptera, Nymphalidae. The transcript is spliced from 2 exons.
AUGGAAGCUAUCAUAUUUGGUAGCUAUUUUCUGGGUUGGACAAAAUCUGCCGAUCUACCACUCGGCGUAAUAGUAGAAGAAAUCGAAAUUCCAGUUCCAUGGGGUCACGUGGCUGGGCGAUGGUGGGGUCCAAGAGACAAACAGCCGAUGAUAGCCAUUCAUGGCUGGCAGGACAAUGCCGGUACUUGGGACAACCUCAUACCUCAAUUACCUACGAACCUCGCAGUACUAUGUAUCGAUCUACCGGGCCAUGGACUGUCGUCUAGCUACCCUACCGGUAUGAUCUAUUACAUCUUUUGGGAUGGAAUCAUUCUCUUACGAAGAAUAGUGAAACAUUUUGGGUGGAGUAAAAUAACUCUUAUGGGACAUUCGUUGGGUGGCGCUUUAAGUUUCAUGUAUGCCGCGUCAUUCCCUGACGAUGUCGAUAAAAUUAUCUGCAUCGAUAUAGCAAGUCCCGCUGUUCGGGCUCCAGAACAUAUGGUCAAACAUACCGCAAUAUUAAUCGAUAAAAAUUUGGAAUACGAAAAUUUGUCAGAGGACAAAAUUCCAUGCUACGAAUACGAAGAAAUGAUCGAUAUUGUCUGCGAAGCGUAUAAGGGAUCGGUCUCGAGGGAAAAUUGUAAAGUUUUAAUGAAAAGGGGGAUGGCUCCUACUCCAGCCCACAUGAAAAAGAAGGGCUAUUACUUCAAAAGGGAUCCAAGGCUAAAAGUAGCCGGCUUAGCGAUGAUGUCGAUCGAAACUGCCCUAGAAUACGCUAAGAAAGUAACAUGUAAAGUUCUAAAUAUAAGAGCUAUUCCUGGUCAGAAAUGGGAGAGAUUAGAUUAUUACUUAGACGUUGUCGAAAAAAUGAAGCAACGUGCUGAAGUCCAGUAUGUAGAAGUGGAAGGAACCCAUCACGUCCAGUUAAACGCACCUCAGAAUAUAGUCAGCAUCAUUGAGGACUUUUUAGAAUUGUAUUAGCUUAAUUGAGUCUUGAUUAAGACUGGUGAUAAAUAAUGUGAUGCAAGAGUAAAAUAAGGGCGUGCAAAGUAGAUAAAUUCUUUUCAUAGUUAGUGCCUUUGAGGUAAUUAUCGAAAUGCUUUUCAAAAGCUAUUCAAAAUACCAAUGAUCUUAAAUCUUAUAGAAAAGACGCAUGGCAACGCAACGCAAGCAAAAACGUAAAGUUAAGGUUUAGAGACGUGCUGACCGCAAACUGACUGUCAGUGUUAACAGCCGAAACAAAAAAACUUCUAGGAAGCGUAUCUGAUUACGCGUAGCAGUAGUCAUCAGUCGGACGUUAUUAAGUUUUUGAAUUUCACGGUCUCUUUGGCUUCUGCGGGAUUUACAGCGGUUAAUAUUUUGAAGCUCCUGAUACUUCGUCGUCAUUGCAGGCGCCAUGAGCGCGGGUGAUAGAGGAUCUGCGUUUAAUUUUUUGAUCAGCACGACACUAAAGCGUCGCGUGUCUAGUGCUACACGUGUAACUGUCAACGCCGACGUUCAGGGUGCGGACAGCACGACUUUAAAAUCAGCCUUUAAAGUGAGUCACCCUGAUAUCAGCGGAACUGAUAAUAUAUGAAAUCAUUGAACGUAGCCAUAAAAUUACGUUCGUUUUGACUAAAUUGUCAAUAAUGUUAAGGUGGUUUCUUAAGACCUGUUCAAUUAUAAGAUAUAAUAUGAUUGGUAUAUUUACAUUGACGGGUAAAAUAUUAAGGGUUUGUUUGCUUGGUUUAAGCAGCUUUUAUUUACGUAGAUAAGUAGAGAAAUGGCCUAGAAAUUUAUUUAUUUAUUCUAUUUUAUUUCUCAUAUACGCAGAUGAAACGCGUGAUUCUACUGUAAGCGAAAAAAUAAUAAUUUAUUAUUUUCUCAAUUUAUAUUUUAAAAUUUGACGUGAAUCAUUACAAAUUCUGUAUAUAUCUUACAGUUACGAAUAAUAAAUAUAUUGAAAAUAAAAUAAAAUAUACUAUGUAA